Trichoderma harzianum CBS 226.95 is the source of this 567-nucleotide messenger RNA. RefSeq lists its product as hypothetical. The record is from RefSeq and is a predicted model, not a curated record. NCBI's taxonomy places the organism in Eukaryota, Fungi, Ascomycota, Sordariomycetes, Hypocreales, Hypocreaceae. Bases 1 to 567 code for a protein of 188 amino acids. The transcript has a single exon.
AUGACGAGCGCCUCAGACACACAGCAGCUAUCCCAAGGGCUGCCAGAGGUUCGUAUCAACGUCACUGGACAUGACAAGUCGGGGAGAGAACUGUUUUUGUCAUCGGCUCCGGCGCAAUGGAAGGCGUACCACAGCAACACGAUGAGCUUUGCAGUUGUUUACACUACAUCCGAAAGCCCUCCGUCUCUCAACAACGACGAAGAUGUCCAAAAACAUCACGCUGUCAUGAAAGGCAACAAGCUUGGCCUAGUGAACCCAGGAGGCAGCGUUUGUAGAAUCGUUGAUUUUGCUCCAGGGCCAGAGAGCAUGAUGCAUCGUACGCAAAGCCUAGAUUACGGAAUCGUCAUCUUUGGCUCGGUGGAGGCAAUACUUGAGUCUGGAGACAGGCUAAUUAUGAAUCCUGGAGACGUGUGUGUCCAACGAGGAACAUCCCAUGCGUGGAGAAACACGUCCGGCACGGAAUGGGCCCGAAUGGCGUUUGUGUUGCAGGACUGCCAGCCCCUUACAUUUGACGGUGUAACACUGAAAGAGGACCUUGGAAAUAAUACAGACAUUCCAGCGAGCUAA